AUGCUACCGGCACCGGGAAACAAGAAGGCGUCGGCAAGGUAUGCUAACAAGGACUGCCACACCCUCACCAACUGCCGUUGCUCGGCCGAGCUGACAGUUGGCCGGGCUAGCGGGUCUGAACACCGGAAAAUUUAUGUCACUGUGACUAUUGAGGGCAAACCAUGUGACAUGGAAGUUGACACGGGCCCUGCCAUGUCCAUUGUCUCUUGGAGUACCAUCAAAAGGUUGGUUCCUAAAUUAUCUAAGAAACAACUGGACUCCACCUACCUGCAUUUGAGGGAUUAUCAGGGAAAUAACAUUCCAGUUGUAGGUGUGGGCAAGUUCAAAGUGACCUUCAAGGACUUUUUGGGACCGCUGAAGUUAGUCGUGGUCGAUGAAAAUCGGCCCAGCCUGCUGGGACUGGACUGGUUUGCGUCCCUGGGGUUGGAAGUUACAGGCAUCCACAGCGUUUUGCAGUCAGAAAUUGACACCAUCAUCACAGAGUUUUUGGAAGUGUUCGAUGGAACCUUGGUACAGUAUGUGGGGUUGCCCAUAUCCUUUAACCUCGAACCGCUAAUCCUGGAAGGCUCCCUCUUCAUUGCACCUACUGCCCUCCUUUGCCGACCACGUGCCCACGCCUUGCAGAGAUGGGCUGGGAGGGGGAGAGCGAAUGAUUUACAAAAAUGCACGUUUGCUGCAGUGCUGGGUAGCGGAGCCAGGGGAACGUGCCACACGUUGAGUUAUGAAGGGGAGAGAAUCAAUAAACUCAGAAAUAAAUGAAGUGGCCGAGCAAGGCAGUGGUGGCGUGACGGGCAAUCCCUCUCUAAGUGGGCGGGGGGGGGCAGGGGCAGGAUUGAUUCACGAGCCGAGAAGUUUAUUGCAGGGGAUGCCGCGGAACCGCAGCAAAAAAAUCAAGGGAGUUCUGCUCUCUCCAGGAUUAAGGGAGCAGCAGAUUCCUCAGGAGGUCUCCAGCGUCAGCCCUGCUCAGUGCAAAAACCCAUUGAGAUGAAUGGGCAUGGCCGGCAGAGGUCCAUCCAUUUCAAGAGGCCUCCUCUGAAUGCGACUGAGGCCAUGUCCAUUGAAAGCACUGGGGUGCUGCUUUAAGCAGUCACUGCUUCCCCCAAGGAAUCCUGGGAGCUGUAGUUUGUUAAGGGUGCUGAGAGUUGUAGGGGAACCCCUAUUCCCUUGACAGAGCUGCAAUUCCCAGCGUUUCCUGGGAAGGAAGGACUGACUGCUAAACCAGCUCUGGGAGGGGAAUGUUGGGAGAUGGGAACCUCAUGGGGAAAACUCCCCACCUGAAAUUCUGACUCUGUAUAAGGCAGCUUUCUCUGUUCCUGUAUCUUAAGUGAAUGGCUGUAGCUCAGUGGCAGAGCAUCUGCUCUGAAUGCAGAAGGCCCCAAGUUCAAUCCCUGGCAUCUCUGGGGCAGGCUGGGAAAAGACUGUCUGAAAUCCUGGAGACAUGGAGGGCAGAAUCUCAGGCCCAGGCCAGGGUUUAAAUGUGGCUUCUCUAUCUGGCCCUCAUAGCUCUCCCCAGGCCCUUAUUCACAUCACAUUUUUGCCCUCAUCUCAGGUGUUUCACACACCUUGCUCCGCCCACUUUUCCCUCUGGCCCUGCCCACCACUGGCACAUGGCCCUCAAAGAGUUGCCCAGAGGCUAGAAAAGCUCCACCUCUGAGGUAGACAAUCCUGAAAGGCAGCUUUCAAUGCAGGUGAUCAGGCCAGAGAAGAGAGGAUUUGGGAAACCGCAGGGAAGUGAUUCCAUUUGCCAGCAAUAGGAGAGUGGGACGAUGCAGGCAAAUGAGCUUGCCACCAUUUUUAUUUAAAAAAAAAAAAAUUGCUGCCCAGGCUACGUUAGCUAGUCAUACAUACAUUCUCUGUAACUGGGAGAAAUUACACAGCACAGGAAAUUUGAUUUCUAUUGCACUGGAAUGAAAGUCACAGUUGCUGAUGCGCAUCCCUGUACAACCCUUCUCCAUGCAUUUGUAUUCCUAGAAAGCCAGAGGAACAGGGAACGGGCUGUAGCUCAGUGGGAGAACACCUGCUCUGCAUACAGAAGGCCCUGGGAUCAAUCCUUCAGCAUCUCUAAUUAAAAAGGUUACAGCGCAGGUAAUGGGGAAGAUUCUUUGAGUAUCUGUUCGCAUUUCUGCUUGCUCUGCAUCCAGUGCGCUCCCACUGCUGCUACUUUUGGAAGCUGCAUGUACUCAAGGCAAUACAUAUCAUAGAAUCAUAGACCACGAGGGACCCUGAGGGUCAUCCAGUCCAACCCCCCGCAAUGCAAGAAUCUCAACUCAAGCAUCCAUGACAGAUGGCCAUCCAACCUCUGCUUAAAAACCUUCAGCGAAGGAGAGUCCAGCACCAUCCUAGGGACCCACUGACUCAAUUUGUAUCAAUCCAUAUCAAUCCUGUUUGUUUGCUUGUUUACUAUACACCACUAGACUGUAAAAAAAAAGCCUGAAAUUGUUCUUAACCUGAAGCACCACUUUAGCUAAUGGGGCCUCCCGCUGCCACCGCACCACUACUGCACAAUUUCUGUUCUCAUCCUGAAGCAAAGUUCUUAACCCGAGGUACUAUUUCUGGGUUAGCGGAGUCUGUAACCUGAAGCGUCUGUAACCUGAAGUGUCUGUAACCUGAGGUACCACUGUAGAAGCAGUUGAGGGGGUCCAUAUGUGGUAAGGCAUUUCUUUACAAAAUACUAUGCAUUUUUUAAAAAAAUCAGAGCUAGUGUAGUGUAACGGUUAGAGUGUUGGAUUAGAACCUGGGAGACCAGGAUCCGAACCCGCACUCAGCCAUGAAACUCACUGGGUGACCUUGGGCCAGUCACUGCCUCUCAGCCUAACCUGCCUCACAGGGUUCUUGUGGGAAUUAAACGAGGAAAGGGAGAGCCAUGUACUUCACCUUGAGCUCAUCUGGAGAAAAAGGUGGGAUAUAAAUGCAAUUUAAAAAAAUAAAUUAAAAGUUGACUAGAAAGCUGGAUGUGGAGUAAGUGGUAAUGUGAACAUAUUCCAACAGCUGUUGUGCAUGUGCAAAUGAGUAGGCCUGCUCAGAUGACAGCUUCAGGAAUAGGAGUUCCCAGAGAAAGGGGGUGGGGAACCAAAAAGUUCAUGGACAUCAGGUUAAGCCAUCCCCAUCCCCUUUGUGAUGUGAAGAACACUGUGCAAAAUGACCUUGCUGUGUUUUAAGCCGCAUUGCAAACAUACCUUGGGACUCUAGAGAGCUGCUGCCAGUCAGAGCAGACAUUAUUGGGCUCGAUGGACGAGCAGUCUGACCUGGUGUAAAGCAGCUCCCUAUUUUCCUAAUGCAAGAUGGCCAAAAUACACACACACAUGUGCUCCUAUGUACAUAAAAAAUGUAAGGCUUUCAUCGCACAGCCCCCAACUGAAGGAUUUGUAUGAAGUCAGAAAGCAGGCCCCUCUGGAGGAUUUGUCAUCGCAAUCCUGGACUGGGUGGGACAAGGGAGCAAAAGAGAGGGCAGGUUCCACAACAUGGCAUGGGAGUGGGUGAACGUAGGGGGAAUGGCAUGAUGGAGGUUGGUGAGUGCAGCAAGCAGGGGUGCAGCCUCUGCAUUGAUCAAGGGAUAAAAACACGCUUGCAAGAAUUUGGAAGAGAAAGUUUACAUCGCCUAUGCCAGUGCCACAAAGACACAGGAAACCUGUCUUAUACCAAGUCAGACCAUUGGUCCGUGUAUGCCAGUAUUGUCUACACUGACCGGCAGCUGUUCUCUGGAGUUUUAGGCAGAGGUAUUUAUCCCAGCCCUACCUGGAGAUGCUGGGGGUUGAAUAUAGGACUUUCUGCUCUGCCAUCAACACACAAUCCUUCUUUAGUAUUCUCUGUAUUUUGGGAGAAAUCAUUCCAGGUUCACUUUGACAACAAUUUCCUCUGGUGCCUGAAUCUGCUGCCUUCUUAAUUACAGGUUCCUUGUUCUGAAAGCAAUCAGGCGGGGGUGGGCUUUGGUAAUAUGGCGCCCAGAGCAAGGCAUCCAGAUAAAUAUAGGUGGUAUUAUUAUUAUUAUUAUUAUUGCUAUUUGCCCCCUCAGCUCAGCACCCUGUGGAGGGGAACCACCCACACUACCCUAA
This is a messenger RNA of Podarcis lilfordi (Lilford's wall lizard), 4052 nucleotides long. Lineage: Eukaryota; Metazoa; Chordata; Lepidosauria; Squamata; Lacertidae. The record is from the annotation of a GenBank genome assembly.